UUUUAAUAAAGUAUACUUAGUAAUUAUUUUUUUUGUUAAUUUAUCUUGAUUAAGUCGUAGGACUUAUAAAUAAAUCCUUUAUAAGAUAAUCUCUCGGAUUGUAGGAGCUGUUUUUCUGUCUGUAGUUGUAAGUUUCCAUGGAAAGGUCGAAAAAGAAGGUCCAGCUGUGGAAGAAAGCUGUUUUUCAUUUCUUAUUGUGUUUUGUCAUGGGAUUCUUCACCGGCAUUGCUCCAAUGGGGAAGUCCUCAAUGCAUGUGUUUUCCAAUCGUGGUAUGACACCGGAAGUUUCACCAGAGCCAGUGGAAAUGUCGGUUCAGAAGUUAAAUGAAAGUUCUUUCGCGCAAACCUCAGUGGAAGUGGCCUUGCCAAUGCAUUUUGAUCAAGAAGUAGCAGAGGAAGACCAGGAAAAAACUGAGAGUGACACGAGUCCUGAAAGGCUAAUUAUCAUUGUGACGCCAACAAGUGCCAAGGAUCAGCUGCGGGAGCUUCUUUUGAGUAAGCUGGCAAAUACAUUGAAGUUGGUUCCUCCACCACUGUUGUGGAUUGUUGUUGAGCAACAAUCUGAAUCUUCUCAGGUGUCAGAGGUUUUAAGGAAAACGGGUGUAAUGUAUAGGCAUUUAGUGUUCGCGGAGAACUUCAAUAAUUUAGAAGCUGAAAUGGAUUAUCAGAAGAAUGUCGCGCUGAAUCACAUGGAGCACCAUAAGCUGAGUGGUAUUGUUCAUUUUGCUGGACUAUCUAAUGUCUAUGAUCUCAGCUUCUUCAGCGAGAUCAGAAAAAUUGAGGUUUUCGGAACUUGGCCAAUGGCACUGGUAUCGGCUAAUAGGAAAAGGGUGACAAUUGAAGGACCUGUAUGCAAUUCUGCUGAAGUUAUAGGAUGGCAUUUGAAAAGGAAGAACAAUAAUAAUGCGACAGAAGAAGAUACAAAAUCUCCGCUUCACAUUUCUAGCUUUGCAUUCAACAGCUCCAUCCUCUGGGAUCCAGAGAGAUGGGGUCGCCCUUCUUCAGUUCAAGACACGUCACAGAACUCCAUAAAAUUCGUGGAGAAAGAGGUUCUUGAAGGGGAAACUGAUCUGAAAGGUAUUCCAGCAGAGGGUUGCUCCAGAAUCAUGCUCUGGAAUCUUCAUGUGCCAAUAAAACCAAUGGGGGAUUAACAUCUCAAUAAGCAUGCAACAUCAAGUAAUCAACAUGCACAGGCUUAGCUAAUGUUUGAUAUAUCUAGAAGAUGUCAAGGCCGGGUUAACGAGAUGACAACUGAGGAGACACUCAAGCCAAGUGUUUCGAAUUUUUCUUCCAUCUUCCUGUUAUUUAUAAAUUUGGCUACAAAAUAGCAGGAGAUGGCAUAUUACUAGUACACUGGCACUUCUCAGUGCACCUCAUCAAGCUGAGAACAUAGAAAACCAGACCACAAGAAAAAGACUUCUCCAGAUAGUUUCUUUUUUUUACUAUCAGCAAAUUCAUUAUUGCAAGAAAAGAAUUAUUUGCUAGCAAUUUCUUUAUUUUUUUCGUUCUUUUGAAUAAAAUUUCACUUAAUUGACGGGGA
Messenger RNA from Daucus carota subsp. sativus, 1540 nucleotides. Its product is annotated as beta-1,4-xylosyltransferase IRX9. The transcript has 3 exons. The record is from RefSeq and is a predicted model, not a curated record. NCBI's taxonomy places the organism in Eukaryota, Viridiplantae, Streptophyta, Magnoliopsida, Apiales, Apiaceae. The coding region runs from base 138 to 1151 and encodes 337 amino acids. Gene Ontology annotation, molecular function: galactosylgalactosylxylosylprotein 3-beta-glucuronosyltransferase activity; xylosyltransferase activity. Gene Ontology annotation, biological process: glucuronoxylan biosynthetic process; plant-type secondary cell wall biogenesis. Gene Ontology annotation, cellular component: Golgi membrane.